CCGGUAAAAGCAAAGCCGCUCCUGAAGCUGCAGAGGAAGAGAAGUGAGAUCGAUAUGUGAGCCAGUGUCUGCGGAAAGCUGUCAGCACCUUGGGGCCUUUCGACCGAAAGCCUGCGCUUCCUCCUCUGCCCAUUCUUCUCCUCCUCGGGAGCUGCGAGUCAGCAGGAGCGCUCACAUUGUCUCUGAUUUGCCGGGACACUUGAGAAAGGUCUGCGGAGUCUCCUCUCGGCAUGGACAGACAACUGGCCUGACUAAUAAUCGGAUUUUCCCUCUGCAUAUUCUUCUUUCUGAAUGAUGGAGAGUUGACGGCUUCUGAAGAACCUGACUAACAGCAGUGUGAGAGGAUAAAGAGGAUAAAGCUCUCUCUACAGAGGCAGGGCUUCUUAUUUUCUGUCUUAAAGUCAUUCUACCUACUGCAGGAUCAGUUGACGGGGAACAAGUGUCAUGGCUGCAUAUGGACAGACUCAGUACAGCCCCGCCCUCCAGCCUGCAGGACCAUACGCACCUUACACUCAUCACUCACAGGGCUACAGCAUGCCAUCUUACAACAUUAAAACCGAGGAUGGCCUGAGUCACUCUCCUGGACAGACAGGGCUACUAGGCUACUCAAACUUCAGCAGCACUCCUCCCAGUCAAAGCCUCUACAGCUACUCACACACACAUGGUGGUGGUAUUUCAUCUGGGAUUUUUCAAGGCACCCAUGCGAUCUCCAGUUCAGCCCCAUUCAACCCAACCCAACAAGAGUUUUCUGCAUACUCAAGCUACAGCCAGAGUCAGUAUCCUCCAUAUUAUAACUCCCACCACUACAACAGCCCCUACCUAACCAGCAGCAACAUCAGCCCCGCUGCCAUCACAGCUCCGUUAGCCUAUCAGCAUCCAGAACACCCGGUCAUGCUGCCCACUCACAGCCCAGAGUCACACUCAGGAGAGUAUCACCCGCCACCAAGCCCCCCGACACCAGGUAAAGAAGAGGGGGUCUCAGCACGAAGGGGGUCAGAUGGGAAGUUGAGAGGGAGGAAAAGAGUCAGUGACCCCGCUCCACCUCUGGACUCUGAUAUAGAGCGAGUGUUUAUCUGGGAUCUGGAUGAAACCAUCAUCAUUUUCCAUUCACUCCUCACGGGAACCUUCUCCUCACGAUUUGGCAAGGACUCCUCAAAGGCAGCAUCUCUUGGCUUGUGGAUGGAGGAGAUGAUCUUCAAUCUGGCUGACUCGAGACUCUUCUUCAAUGAUUUGGAGGAAUGUGACCAGGUUCACAUUGAUGACGUGGCAUCAGACGACAACGGACAGGACCUGAGCACUUACAACUUUGGAUCAGACGGCUUCCAGAGCCCAGCAGGGCCUGGCUCUCUGUGCCUUGGGUCAGGGGUCCAUGGGGGGGUGGACUGGAUGAGGAAACUUGCUUUUCGAUACCGCAGAGUCAAAGAGAUCUACAACACAUACAAGAAUAAUGUCGGGGGUUUGCUGGGCAGCCCCAAGCGAGAGGAGUGGUUACAGCUGAGGAGAGAGAUGGAGGUCCUGACUGACCUGUGGCUGACUCAAGCGCUCAAAGCCCUGGCGCUCAUCAACUCCAGGCCUAACUGUGUGAAUGUGUUGGUGACCACCACGCAGCUCAUCCCAGCCCUCUCCAAGGUGUUACUGUAUGGCCUGGGCUCAGCUUUCCCCAUAGAGAACAUAUACAGUGCCACCAAGACAGGCAAAGAGAGCUGUUUUGAACGUGUCUCUCAGCGGUUUGGUCGGAGAGCAGUGUAUGUGGUGAUAGGAGAUGGAGCUGAAGAAGAGACUGUGGCCAAAAAGAAGAACAUGCCAUUCUGGAGGGUGUCUUGUCGGGCAGACCUGGAGGCUCUGAGCCAUGCACUGGAGCUGGAUUACCUCUAGAGGGCGCCAGCUGCUGCUCUCUGUUCUUCCAUCUGAAAUAUCAGAAGCUCUAUGGCUCUCGAGUGCAGCUAGCGGGUGACGGUGUCCCUAGAGACUGAUUCAGAGUCAGUAUCGCUAUUUCGAGAGAGCAUUCAGACAAACCAUUUCACAUUAAAGCCAAAGGAACUGUAAGGAUUUUGAAGUGAGGCUGCAGUAUGUCUGUGACACAUAACCGUGAAGCCCAAAGUGCUGGACCAAAGUAAAAUAAGAGACCAAAGCUCCAUAAAUACCCCUAGGGAACUAUGGUUAAUACUGCAUAUACUUAAAAAACACUUUUCCUUUUUUUAAACUUUGUUCAUCUCAGCUAUAUGAAUGGUGUCCCUCUUGUGUACACAAAAAAAAGUGUUGCACUGAAUACAAAAUCUUACAUCUUGUUUAAUGACCGAAGCGAGUAUGUCUGCAUGAAUGAAGAGUUAGAUUUUUUGUUUGUUUGUUUGUUCUACUGUGUGUUUUUAUGUUUGUUCUGAGACUUACUAAAUUUUCUCUUAGCAAUACUAUUUUAAAGAAAAGAUUAGAAGCAGGGCUAUAAGUUGUGAUGUUACCUGGGAUAGAUUUUGCCUUCACUAUUAUUUUGGAUUUGUUUUUGGCCAGACAAAUGUCAAAUAACAUUCUUGUCAUAGUUAGAGACUAUUAAAAAUAGUCUGUAUUUUAAGCUAUUUAUUAUUGGUUUGGUUUUACAACACAAUGAAAUACAGAGCUCAGCAUAAAAAUCCCCUUCAGAGACCAUAAAUCUUGAUCUGAAGUUGUCUUGAAGAUGCUGUAUUAUAGGCUCAAAUCUUUACUUUUGAUUCUGGGUUGUAUAUAUUAUUAUGUUUUAAUUCACUUUUUCUGUCCUUGACUAAUUUCCUAAUAACCUGUUUGUAAUAUAGAUGAUCUGGUAUGAUUGUGCAUGUGCCGAUUACACUGCCUGUCAGCUUAGCUAUGAUUUGUAUAUAAUGCUUUAUUGUCGAUUUGUUUUGACAGACAGUUAAAAUAGAUGAAUAAAGAUAAAUUAAUUGCA
Monopterus albus (swamp eel) is the source of this 2914-nucleotide messenger RNA. RefSeq names its product EYA transcriptional coactivator and phosphatase 2 (gene eya2). Gene Ontology annotation, cellular component: nucleus. Bases 445 to 1875 code for a protein of 476 amino acids. Gene Ontology annotation, molecular function: protein tyrosine phosphatase activity. The transcript is spliced from 16 exons. Lineage: Eukaryota; Metazoa; Chordata; Actinopteri; Synbranchiformes; Synbranchidae. The record is from RefSeq and is a predicted model, not a curated record. Gene Ontology annotation, biological process: multicellular organism development; negative regulation of extrinsic apoptotic signaling pathway in absence of ligand; positive regulation of DNA repair.